Messenger RNA from Puccinia triticina, 213 nucleotides. RefSeq lists its product as uncharacterized. The record is from RefSeq and is a predicted model, not a curated record. The transcript has 2 exons. Lineage: Eukaryota; Fungi; Basidiomycota; Pucciniomycetes; Pucciniales; Pucciniaceae. Bases 1 to 213 code for a protein of 70 amino acids.
AUGUUCUCCAUGAAAGGCAACAACAGCUUCAAAACAUCUGCUCCAAAUUUGGCUGCACCUGUCCGGUUUUGCAUCAUGCGAUCCAAGGAAAUGUGGGAGACACUUGUGUCUGGAAACUCGGUAAUGAUGGAGUUUGAAAGUGGAGAAGACCGCCUGGAGGAAGAAAUGCUUGCUCAAGAACAAAAUGAUUUUGAACUUGUAAUCAUCAUUUAG